Messenger RNA from Auanema sp. JU1783, 918 nucleotides. Lineage: Eukaryota; Metazoa; Nematoda; Chromadorea; Rhabditida; Rhabditidae. The record is from the annotation of a GenBank genome assembly.
AUGAAAAUCUAUCGUUUAUUCCAUAGCUCCAUUCUACUCUUCAUUAUUCUCUUGACCACGUUGGUUGAGAGCGAUCCUUGUCCUAAUCAAUACAGUUUUAAUGAAGAGUUUCAAAAAUGCUACAAACUCCUCAGUAUACCACAAGCUUAUCAAAAAGCGGAUAGUAUGUGCCGUUCUUAUGGAGGAUUUCUCGCUUCGAUACAUUCAACAGCAGAAAACGAAUACGUCAAUAAAUGGUUGCAAAACCAGGGUGGUCACAAUGAGUUCUGGAUAGGGCUGAAUAGCUUCGGAGGAUUUUGGAAUUGGGAUGAUAACAGCCAAGUCAAUUUUACAGCUUGGGGAGCAGGGCAGCCUACUCAAUCAAUGGACAGUUGCGUAGAAUCAUCUAAAAAUAAAUGGUUAUCAGUGAACUGUUUCAAGACAUUACCAUGUGUGUGUUCAACGAAUAUGAUUCCAACGACAGUCGCUCCUACAUCAACACCCAAACCUCUAUGCCCACAUCCAUACACACACUUCGAUCCAUCAACUUCUUAUUGUUAUUACGUGGGAACAUCCACAUCCUUUUGGAGUGCAGAAAAUUUCUGCACGGCAAUUGGUGGGCAUCUGGCUUCUAUUGAGGAUGGGUUCGAAAAUAUGUUCAUUGUUUCGAUAGCAACUACUGGUGCACAAAAUGCAACAGAAUACGAUAUGACUUGGAUAGGAGCGCACUACUCAGAAGAUCGAUGGUUCUGGACUGAUGGAUCCGAAUUUAAAUACACUAAUUGGAUGAUUUCCCGACCAAUACGAUCAGCAAAGUUAUCUUGUGCCACAUUAAUCCAAGAUAAAUACGCAGCAAGUUCUUUUUACAUAGGAUUGUGGGACAACUUGAAGUGCGACGACGUCAUCAGUAAAUUCGUCUGUAAAAAGAAACUACAGUAA